CCAAAACUGCCAUUCAUAUACGAUUCCUCGCGAUCGUUUUAAAACGAAACCAGGAGCUACCACAACACUCUCUACGACCGCGCGUGAACCACAAUCAGUUUUAAUGGAAUCCAUUUCCAGUGUCCACGCGCUUCCUGAAGCGUGGUAUAGACCGUAUCCGAAAGUCUCUGGGUAGUGUCUAUGAAGCAAGUGAGGGCGUCCCUGUUUAUCAAAACUAGUGGGCGUCCCGAUCCUUUUUCUGAAACCUUCAAAUUUUCCCUCACUUUCUGUCCCAUUGUCUCACUCAAGCUGUUAUUGUUGGUGGGUUUUAUUGCAUUUUGUAUUUUUCAACGAAUUUUUUUUUUUUAAAUUUAUUGUACACAAACACUUUUACUUGUUUAUUUAUUUUUAUCGGGGUAAUUUUCAUCACCAUGUUUUUGGUUUUUCGUAUUUUUUUCUUUAUGGCUUUCUUCCAUCAGUAAUGGAAACGCAAAGUCGAAAAGAGCUUACAGAGCAGAACGAGAUGCUUCCUCCACAACCUGGUACAUUUCAAGAUCGUGAAGAUCUCAUCAAAUAUGUUCGUGACUUUGGUGCAAAUCAAGGGUAUGUGGUUACCAUUAAGAAGUCAAGAAAGGACAGGAGAGUUAUUCUUGGUUGUGAUAGAGGAGGUGUUUAUCGUAAUAGGCGUAAAAUUGAUGAAAGUAAACGCAAAAGGAAAGCGAGUUCACGCCUUAUAAAUUGUCCUUUUGAAGCCAUUGGUAAAAAGGAAGAUGAUAUGUGGGUACUUACCAUAAAGAAUGGGGAUCACAACCAUGAAGCCUUAAGGGACAUGUCAGAGCAUCCUUAUAGUCGCCGUUUUACUGAGGAAGAGGUUAGACAAAUUAAAUUGAUGACCGAAGCUGGUGUAAAACCUCGUCAAGUACUUAAGGCUCUAAAGCAAAGUAACCCAGAAUUGCAGUCAACACCAAGGCAUUUAUACAACCUUAAAGCUAAGAUCCGUCAAGGAAAUCUAUCAGAAAAAAGUUUCAAGUCAUGGAGGCCUAAUAGGUCUGUUCCGGUGAACACAAGUACUGCUCCCAGUGGGGGUACAUUGAAGCAAAACAACCAGCCGCUGAAGGUUCCUAAUUUUAUUGGAGGGAAAUUUGUUGAUUCACAAGGGUGUUCAAUCAUUGAUGUUAUAAAUCCUGCAACACAAGAGGUUGUUUCGCAAGUUCCUAUAAGUACCUAUGAAGAGUUCAAAGCUGCUGUUAGUUCCGCCAAGCAAGCUUUUCCUUCAUGGAAAAACACGCCCAUCACCAUUCGUCAACGUAUUAUGUUCAAGCUCCAGGAGCUCAUCCGUAGAGAUAUUGAUAAGCUUGCUAUGAGUAUCACAAUAGAACAGGGUAAGACAUUGAAGGGGGCACAAGGUGAUGUGCUCCGGGGUUUAGAGGUGGUUGAACAUGCUUGUGGGAUGGCGACUUUACAAAUGGGGGAAUUUGUUCCUAAUGCGUCUAAUGGAAUAGACACAUAUUGCAUUAGAGAACCACUUGGUGUAUGUGCUGGGAUAUGCCCCUUCAACUUUCCAGCAAUGAUUCCCUUGUGGAUGUUCCCAAUUGCAGUUACUUGUGGGAAUACAUUUGUUCUUAAACCUUGUGAAAAGAAUCCUGGGGCUUCCAUGAUACUUGCAGCACUAGCAAUGGAGGCUGGUUUGCCUGAUGGUGUCUUAAAUAUUGUUCAUGGUGCCCAUGACAUUGUUAAUUAUAUAUGCGAUGAUGAUGAUGUCAAAGCCAUAUCAUUUGUCGGCUCAAAUGCAGCUGGAAUGCACAUAUAUGCUAGGGCAGCUUCUAGAGGAAAACGUGUCCAGUCCAGUAUAGGAGGGAAAAAUCAUGCAAUCGUCAUGCCUGAUGCUAGCAUGGAUGCUACUUUGAAUGCUCUAGUUGCUGCUGGUUUUGGUGCCGCAGGACAGCAUUGCAUGGCUCUUAGCACAGCUAUUUUUGUUGGGGCUUCAAUGCCAUGGGAAGUUGAACUUGCAGAGCGUACCAAAGCCCUUAAAGUCAAUGUGGGAACAGAUCCUGAUGCUGACCUUGGUCCAGUUAUUACUAAAGAGGCAAUGGAUCGAAUAUGCAGAUUAAUUCAGAACAGUGUUGAGAGUGGUGCUAGACUUCUGCUUGAUGGGAGAAAAGUUGUGGUUCAAGGGUAUGAGAAUGGAAAUUUCAUUGGUCCUACGAUCCUAUGUGAUGUUACAAUCAACAUGGAUUGCUAUAAGGAAGAAAUUUUUGGACCAGUUCUUCUUUGCAUGCAGGCUGACAGCCUAGAUGAGGCCAUAAUGAUUGUUAAUAGAAACAGGUAUGGGAAUGGAGCAUCGAUAUUCACAACAUCUGGUGUUGCUGCAAGGAAGUUCCAAAAUGAAGUUGAGGCUGGGCUGGUUGGGAUCAAUGUCCCAGUUCCAGUUCCAUUGCCAUUUUCAUCAUUUAACGGAUCGAAGGCAUCUUUUGCUGGUGAUCUCAAUUUCUGUGGUAAGGCAGGUGUACAAUUUUACACCCAGAUCAAAACAGUUGCCCAACAGUGGAAGGAUUUACCUAGCCUAUUAGUUCCACUAUCUAUGCCUCCAUCAUCCAACAAGGAUGUGACAGGCAGGGGAAUGUCUUCAGCAUUGCCUUCUACAUCCGAGAGAGAUUCACCAAGUCAAAGGGUGUCACAAGCCAUGCAUUCCUCAUCUGAGAGUGAUUCACCAGCAUCCGACUCCGAUGUACCAAACCCAGGACUGUCAUCUAUGUCUCCAACAACUGAUAGGGAUUUGCCAAGCCAUGGUAUGCCCCUUGUCAUUCCAGGAACAUCAGAUAGGGAUUUAUCCAAUGGGGAUAUGUCGCUAGCUAUGCCUCCAUCAACAGAGAGAGAUCUACCAGGCCACAGAGUGUCGAUAACAUCACCUCAGAUGUCUGAAAGGCUGUAUAUGCCCCAAACAUCUCGUUGGAAUGAAACUCCACAACCAACAUCUCAGAGGACUGAAACCAUCACAUCAUCGUCUGAGAGAAUUCAUGUCCCUACAACAUCUCAGAGGAAUGGCAAUGCGGCGGGACUGGCAUCUCAAAGGACUGACUCUGCCAUGUCCUUAUCUUCUGAGAGGAUAUAUAUGCCUACCUCACAUGACAAUAUGGGUCCAAUAUCACACAGGAAUGACAAUAUGGCAGCAACAUCUCAUCAUAUGGAGACUACAGUUCAUCCGAGUUCAGAGAGAGUUUAUAUUUUAACAUCCCAUUUGAAUGACAGUAUGAAUCAACCGUUUCAAAGAAGCGAUAACAUGUUCACAGCAUCUGAGAGGCUAUAUAUGCCUCAAACAUCCCAGAGAGCAACAGAUAUUGGGCUUCACUCAACCUCAGAGAGAAUGUACAUGUCUGCUGCAGCAGCAGCAUCUCAGAGGAAUGAAAACUUGGCUGGUGCUGCUUCUGCUUCUCAACAGGCAGAUCCCAUGUCUGCAAGUUCUGAGAGAAUGUAUAUGUCUCCGAUAGUCCAGAGAAAUGCUAAUGCUGCUGCUAUGGGAUCGAAUUCGGAGAGAUUAUACAUUCCUGCUGGCACUGCUCAAAGGAUGUACUCUCAGAACCCAUUAAUAUCAAUGGAUGAAUUUCCAAACCAAGAAGCCUCACUGUCUUUGCCCACUUCCCAGAGAAUAUAGGAUAGGCAUUAGGUUGCUAUGUAUAAAUUAUUUCUAGGAAUUCUGUAGACAGUGAUCUAUGGCAACAUUAGUUUCUUUGUUUCAAAUAAUACAGCCUAGAAGAUUUUCUUCUUAAAA
Molecule: messenger RNA, 3748 nt
Organism: Ziziphus jujuba (common jujube)
Lineage: Eukaryota; Viridiplantae; Streptophyta; Magnoliopsida; Rosales; Rhamnaceae
Exons: 20
Coding region: 461-3631 (1056 amino acids)
Biological process (GO): thymine catabolic process; L-valine catabolic process
Cellular component (GO): mitochondrion
Molecular function (GO): malonate-semialdehyde dehydrogenase (acetylating, [NAD(P)+]) activity; DNA-binding transcription factor activity, RNA polymerase II-specific; methylmalonate-semialdehyde dehydrogenase (acylating, NAD+) activity
Source: RefSeq, a predicted model, not a curated record